AUGAACUGGGAAGUAUCGCGCGAUAGCGAUGAGGAGUUGACGGGAUGGCCAGCCUACUUGAGGCGCAUGGCCGAUGCCUUUCCUGACUACUGCGUCACUAUUGAUGAUUGCUUGGAUUGGGGAGCUGCGACCAUCAUGGCAUAUUCCGACAGCACGGGAAAGACUACGAUCGGUCCCAACGAUAUGUGGACCUACGUGCCGCUCGCAGGAAGUAAUGUCACAAAUCCCGAAGAUACGUUACUGCACGUCCGCCUCGGAGAUUCGAUCCUACGCACCAUCAUGCUAUAUGGUGAUGGAUACUGGUUCCAGAUUAUGGCACGCGUUGACAAGAGCCUCGUUCCCGAGGGCGAUCCUAAUGUCUCUCGAACAAAAGGGGGGUCGAAGAAACAGAUCCGAGUUGCAACGUCUACGCUCGAGAUAUGUGGAAUUGCGGUUCGGCCGCAUCGAAUCAGUGAGUACUUCACUUCGCAGAAGCAGUCCGAGACAAAUCCGAAGCAUCUCGUACAUGGGUAUCGAUUUCUCGAUCCAGAGGAUUGUACGUCGACAUCAUGGCAUCCUUGGAUGGAGGUUAACCCAAUCGAUCCGUCCAGAAUUCUUGCCACUGGCCAUAUGACGGGAUCUGUCUCGGUUGAAUUCGCUCCAUUCACGAUGACUGGAACUGGAGAUGACGCGCACCCGGGAGGACACACCCCAGUCGAUCUGUUCAAGUGUCUGAUUCUGAUAUGGAUGCCUGCACACGGGCUACCACAAGAUGGACUUCUCCGGUCAAACGAAUCCCACGCUGACCGACAGGUCUCCGCAUUCCGAUCCAUGGUUUUUCCAUAUUUUCAGAAGCAGGUGCCGCAGUUUGGAGAGGGCGAUCACUUCCAGCUUCCGGCGCCGGCCAAGGCCACUCGCGCUGUCAGUGGGCUUCAAGAAAAGUGGAAUACAUGGUGCAAGGCGUACGAAAAGAUGUUUCGUAUCGUCUUCGGUCAGUGGACUCCCGCAGACGCGAUGAUCACGGUAAGCAUUCAUGGCGGAUUGACCGUUGCCCUGAUGGGCGCGACGAUUGCGCACUCAGCUAUGCCGCCAGCGUUCCCGAUUAUGGUGAUGCGUCCAACCGGGACAAAGCUGAUCACUAUUCACGAUGGAGUCAUCACCUUUAAGAAGAAACAGACUACCGCCAGCAGCAAGUUUCAUGGGGUUGGAUGCAGUUCGGGCGCGUGGGAAAGCGCCCACUGCAGUUCGGGCGCGUGA
Symbiodinium sp. CCMP2456 is the source of this 1236-nucleotide messenger RNA. Lineage: Eukaryota; Dinophyceae; Suessiales; Symbiodiniaceae. The record is from the annotation of a GenBank genome assembly.